Sclerotinia trifoliorum is the source of this 1290-nucleotide messenger RNA. Lineage: Eukaryota; Fungi; Ascomycota; Leotiomycetes; Helotiales; Sclerotiniaceae. The record is from the annotation of a GenBank genome assembly.
GGCAUACCCGGGUCCGAGUAGAUUUGUUUGUUCGGUAAUGGAACUAUCCAUUAUUGUUAAUUUCUAUAUUUAAACAGUGUAUGAAGAGGCACAGCUACAGAGCUUAAUCUGCAAGUUGGACUCCGCACCGAACAGAAUGGUGAAUAAAACCCUCGAAAACCCUCGAAAACCCACCAAAAGGAAUAAAUCGUUAAACACGGCAUUUCUGCUAAUUUUUUCCACCUUCCUUCCAAAGAUCUAACCUGCGGAGCUUACGUACUUGACGAAAUGAGCUCAACAAUUUCAAAUUCUCGUCCGGUUUUCGUUAUCAUUCCUGGCGCGUCUCAAACACCCUCCCACUAUGCUCAUUUGAUUCAUUUACUUCACAGCCGUGGCUAUGGAACCCUAACGGCUCUCCUCCCUAGUGGUGGGGCAACCAAACCAGUUAGUGCGGAAGAAGAUGCCGAGUUCAUCCGAUCACGCUUACUGCUUCCGCUCCUGGACACAGAGAAGCAUAACGUGGUGUUAGUUAUGCACUCUUACGCUGGACUUCCUGGUAGUGCGGCAGCACGUGGAUUGGGAGAGGCGGAGCGCAUAGCUGAGGGAAAGACAACCUCUGUUCUAGGGCAGAUAUUUAUCUCGACAAUCUUGCCAUACGGAGGUGAUGGUGCCGAUGUAAUCGCCACUCUUGGUGGUCACUGGCCUCCAUUUAUCAACGUUAAUGUCGCCGAGGGACGUAUCAAAUGCGACCAGCCUAAGGUACCUCUAUAUGCAGAGAUUUCUUCACCGGUGGACGAAGCAUUAGCAAUGUCAUGCAUCAGCCAAAGCAUCACAUGUUUCACUAGUCCAUGUCCUCUUACAAGCUGGCAUUCUGAGGCAUUUCAAGGUCGUUGUGCAUAUGUGCGAACACUUCAUGAUCAAGCUGUCCCAUACGAAGCACAAUGUGCAAUGCUAGAGAGCACAGGACGGAAGUGGAUCGUUCAUGAUAUCGCCACUGGGCAUAGUCCUCAACUUGCUGCGCCAGAGUCACUGGUUGAGAUUAUCUUGGAAUCAGCGCGGCAAUUUGGAGCCCUACCACAAAUACAGAAGGAUAAAAGUACGCUAAGCGUUAACACCGGUCUUUUCGAUUUGCGUCGCUUGGUAUGGUGGAUGAAGUUGUUUACGAAAAUGUGGAAAUAACCAUAUGCAGAGUGGACAAUCUCCACCCGGUAAAGCAAUACAGAGAACGUGUAAAUAUGUUUAUGAGACGGUGGUAAAGAUGAUGGGAAGUAGAUAUUACACAACAAAACUUCCUUCCUUUACAUCCUUCGU